Alternaria hordeiaustralica is the source of this 351-nucleotide messenger RNA. RefSeq lists its product as uncharacterized. The coding region runs from base 1 to 351 and encodes 116 amino acids. The transcript has 2 exons. NCBI's taxonomy places the organism in Eukaryota, Fungi, Ascomycota, Dothideomycetes, Pleosporales, Pleosporaceae. The record is from RefSeq and is a predicted model, not a curated record.
AUGCCACAGUCAAAAGCAGAAGCGAACAAAAGACUUCGGAAUAUCUUCCGUAAGUCGAAAACGAAGACUGUGGUCGCUGAAAGCGGCGGAGCUGUAGCCUCUUCCUCGAACAGUGUAUCACAGUCUACUGAGAGUACUUCGAACUCGGUCGCGCUGUCUAAAGCCUUCAAAAAGCUGAACGAUAUUGACUUCUCACACGACAUUGCCGAUCAACUCGACAACGAGUUGAUCGACUACAUUGGUAAGAUCGAACAAUAUCCGAAUCAUCUUCUCCGGGGUAAUACCGAUCCUUUUGAGUUGUACGUGAUCAAAGAGAAUAAGAACUGCAAUAUGAAACUAAAGGGAAUGUAG